Messenger RNA from Dicrocoelium dendriticum, 4754 nucleotides. NCBI's taxonomy places the organism in Eukaryota, Metazoa, Platyhelminthes, Trematoda, Plagiorchiida, Dicrocoeliidae. The record is from the annotation of a GenBank genome assembly.
AGUGAUGACCCUGACAGUGUCCUUGGUCCAGCUACCUUAGCUUACCGUCAAAUGGACUUGGAUGAUGAACGUUGCGUUAUGCUUAUUAACGACUUCAAAACCAAAUGGUUUACCUUACUUUCUAGAGUGGAUGCUUGUAAGUGAAUUACUUUUGUCAACACAACUUUACUGUAGCACCCACCGUAGAUGAAAUGGUUUUGAGUUCCAUAAAUAGCAUUGCAAACCUUUUAAUUUCUCAUAGGCCUAAAAUGGGUCAAUUUGAUCCUAUUUUUGAUUUGGCUUUAAAGUUAGGAGUCUUCGAAUGUCUUUUUCGCUGGAAUUUUGUGUUCACCGGCUCAGACUUGGAGGAACUCAAAGCAAAGGAACUACAAUUUUAUGAUUCCUUAAUCACUGGAGACGGGAAAUACUACUUGUGUCAUGUAGAGUUCGCUUUGCCCCUGCUGGCUACACUCCACCACUGUGCCAUUCGAUCUUGCUUCACCGUAGAACGUCUUCUGGUUCGAACUUUGAAUUCCGUCUGCGCCACUUUGUGCUCCAAUUCAACAAUUCCCGAAUCCACAGAAACAGUGCACUCCUCUCAUUUCAGUGGACACGAUGAGUUGCUUUACUUCAAGCGAUGGUGUCUGGGCCUGCUUGAUGGAAACCUUGUUCCUGCCCACAAGCGAAGCGAAGAGAACGAUGAUUUCACUAGUUCACCGAACCCAGUGGAGUGCACCAAUAAAUUCAAUUUGACCGAGUUCGUUGAUUGGUCGUGGCCUACUGAGACGAAGUGCAACCGCCUGUCUUCCGCCCCCGCGUCCUGCGAAUACGGUGUAGUGGACAGGUCAUCUACUAUCGACUCGAUUUUUGACUUACUUGCGCCGUUUGUUUUUCGCGAGGGUGAUCUUGGGUGGCAAGCACGGGAUGCGCUUUUACUCGCUGCGACCUACUCCUCUCGUGAUGAAGAGUUCAGUUAUGGUAUGGCCAACCAUUCUUCAGUUUGUCCGGUUUUAGCCACCGGCUUAGCUACUCUUUACGCAGAACUACCACGUCGUUUGGUUGAAAAUAACCUUCCUGAAUCUUGGCCAGCUUUCAUGAACGCCCUAGACGAACAGGAAAAAAGUUCCACGAAGUUUGCUGAAUUUCUCAACGCUUUGGAAUUUUGUCAGUCGGUGCUAGAGGUUGCUCAUCCGAUGCUUCAAUCAAGUCUGCUUCACUACAUUCAUUCCGGUUUCUUUGUUUCCGUCCUCGGACUCUCUCUCACCAGAUCUAGCGUAGAAGAGGUAGCAACCGCAACUGCAUAUCUGAAGCAACUCAUUCUCCGAACGGCCAGAUCGUCACUCCUUCCAACCUUACUGCGUUUUCUGCUGACUAGCAUGCCUUUCGAGCGACCCGAAUUGCAAUCACCCAUCGCCGAUACUGCUCUAACCUCUAAUCUGUCCACUGCUCUUCCCUCCGAUGAAUUCGAAGUGAAAACGACUGCAGUUGGAGAAACCUAUAUGGAUUUGCUCAUUUCCAGAUUACAUUCAUGCAAUACCCUACUUGGAAUUGUGACGUUAUCUCUUUUCAAUGCAAUCAUCUCGUUGAACUGCGAGGACGUCAUGUUGUACUUGGUCUUGAGAUACCUUGUGCCAUUCCGUGAUGGUCUUCUGCAGCAAGGAUGGGUGUGGCCCGAGUCUGACACAUUUGCUCGGGCAGCAGGAGAUUUCCUGGACUUGAUCUUAGCUUAUGAUUGCUCCGAAAAUGGUUCCGUUGUCCAUAGUAAGAGCCCGCGUACCAGCUCAGUGGUCACCUCUUCCUACGGCUCCGUUGCUGAACUCAAUCUGGACGAUGAAGUGAACCCAAAGGACGUCGAAGGUGACCAGGCUUUUCUGUCUCCAAUGAGUGAUGUCUCCGGAUUGAUUAAUGGUUUCAGUGGAACUGGACUUCCCUCAACGUCACAACUUGAAUCGCUUCAGACGAACGGAAGCUCCACUUACCGGACGGCGAACAUGUGUGCACUCAUACCCGUUCACUCGGAGUCUGUCACUAACCGCAAGAUUACCAUUGGAAUCCCUGGGUGCAGAGAUCUAACAUUGGUUCACGCACACCACUCCCCGAUGCAUACACAUUCUUUUUGUGCCCAGCAUGAACUUAAGGCAUGCGUAGCGGCGGAAGAUUGGUUAAGCUAUGUCGCUUGGGCCCGAGAGGCCAUUCGUUCUCGCGCGAACGCUUGCAGCCAAUGGCGGUUACAGUUUGAUCAGCAGAAUCCCACAGCGGUACAACUGGCAAGUUUUGAACAAUACUUGCAGAAAAGUAGACAACACAAUGGAGACACUACCGUUCAAUCGUAUCAAGCAUUGGUACCAGAACAUAGCCUACAAAACCUGUCUCCUUUCAGUUUUCUUACUAUCCACCCGUACGCGCGCACUGAAAUAGCUCUACAAGCGGGUGAGGAAGCAGCAAGAUCCAUCCACUUGACGGUGAGCAAAUUGGACAUCGAUGCGGAGUUAGAAUUGGACGCCUCGAGUCCGGAAUCCCCUCCGCCGAACAAAUCCACAAACCUAUAUCUCAACAAAGAAACUGCCCAGCAAACAUUCUUCCCAACCAGAGAAUCAUCUGUCGCUUCCGCACAUCUUGCUUGCCGUAAUACGAAUGUGUUUUCGGAUGACUUGGACUCUGCUGAUUCUGGGUGUUUAAUCACGGAUCGCAGGCCGAACCGGAUCAGUCCCCUGUACACCAGUUUGAGCGACUACCAUCUCUCAUCUCUGUCCCCCAAAACUUGGUCCAACAUAUCCAAUGUCCAAAAAAUCAAAUCUUGGUAUUGCCUAAGCUACACAGAUCCUGAUAUUGGCCGUUUUCCGACAGAAGGUGAUGAGCCACCACUUGUUCCUGCAGCUGAGCCACCACCGAAGACCAAUGCACCGGUUUGUUGCCGCUGUAACUCCACUCGUGACCUUGAUAUGCAAGCGUUGCAACGUGUUUCGAGUGCAUUAGACCUGGACACCUUCGUUGGUUGUCUGGAUAAACUGGACUGCGCCGAUUUGUUGGAUCAUUCAGGUAGACAUGUGCAGUCUAUCGAAUUGGAGUCUUAUUUCAGCGGAUCUAUUGAUCCUACUCCGCGAAGCCAACAUGACACGGCUGGUCCCAUCGUGCCACUCGAGUUACACGAUAUAUUGAUUUCUGGUUCUCCUCAACAGCAGCAAAGGCGGCUAUCUGAGCAAGAUGAUGCACGAUCGUCCAUUAUUACCACUACCUCGGAGUGUUGGAAUCAAAGGGGAAGGCAUUCGCUUCGUCACACCCCGACUGGUCAGAAAGCCCAUCGAAUGGCGUGUCAUGACUCCACCCAAGACUACGUCAACUCAUCGUCUGGCCAGUUUCUCGGUGCUCUCCACAGAAGACGCUCAUGUGGUAGCAAGGGUCCGCCCACCGAAAUGGUUUCGAACAGUCCAAAGACAACUAUCAGACCCAUUCAGGACUCUCCUAGUCAUACUCCGUUCCCCUCCCUCGGCCCAUUCCUCACUACCAUUUUAACCCGGCUGGAAAACCUCCCUCGCAACUGCUUUUACGCCAAUCUUCUUUUGACAAACCUGCUUUCCAGUUUGGCUGCAUAUCCUAUCCCUCUGCUCAGAGCUAUCGUCUUGUUUGUUCCCCCGGUCGCCCCGCUGGGUGAAAAAGCAUCAUAUCCAAACAGCUUUAAAGGAUCCGCAUUAAAGACAUUGAACGCAGCCUGUUGCCAGUUACCCCACGCAGUUCUCUCCGGUGUUCGAAGGCAAUUAGAUUUGUUCUCAGUGCAAUACUCUGUCCACGGGAAGCAUCGCGUUGGCAAAGCGUAUUCCUUCAUGGAACUGGUUGAAGACGCUAAAUUGUAUUUUCAGGCCUGUGCCGACCAACGACAUUCCCCCACUAUAUUGAAUGGAAUUACGCUUGCCGCCUCGAGUGCGAUUACGGACCCUUUGAAGUGUGAGCGUCAAUCAAUUUUUCGCCGCGUAUUCUCUCGCCGUCGAAAGAAUCAUGGGACCAUUGGAGCUUCUAGGAUUAAAUCGGAUACCUCGAUCACGGAGCAUUCCAGCUCGGCCAACUCAGCUUUACCGUUAGAGUUUGAGCGUUCCUCUUACGUCUCCACACUGUCAAGUAAACCUAACUUUCAGUGGCUUCCGGAUGCACUACCUCAAAGCACCACAGGUAUGAGACGUUUGGGAAACCAUCAAACCCAAACGAAGCGAGGCAAUCGAAAGUCCGCUUCGUUCAAGCGGGAAAAGAUCAGCUGGAUCACAAUUCAGAGGAUGGUUCUUUGUGCAGUGAUCUUUGAAGAAUUUUGCAAGGAACUCGCUGCUCUAUGUGUUGAGCACAGUGUUCACGGCUGAAUCUGGAACUCACUACUCCAGAAUAGGGAAGCGUUCCAAACCUGCUUAUCCUAUUUGAGUUAUUCAGUGCCAUGACAGCUGCCCUGGAAUUUUCCCCUCUGUUCACUUCCAAGAACGCAAACUGUUUAUAGCACAUUUUCUGCUUACAUGCAGACCCUACAGUUCCCCUACCCAAUUUCAUAUCCAUUUUCAUUAUUGUCUUUCACUAAAACUUGGCUGUGACUCUUACAUGUUUAUUGCCUUGCUCCGUCCAUUUUCUUUCUCUCGACACUUUUAUAUGUAUCGAACAUUCCAUACCAACAUGAGCAAUUUUUGCCCCAAACCCAACAACUUUGGUCCAACAACAAGUCCCCCGUGCUCUUGUUCUCUGCUUUCACUUUAUCAUGGUUGUUUUUUCUUUGCGAUGCGCAACAUGUGUUUUCAUGAGAG